Messenger RNA from Patella vulgata (common limpet), 3799 nucleotides. Its product is annotated as EF-hand domain-containing family member C2. The record is from RefSeq and is a predicted model, not a curated record. Gene Ontology annotation, biological process: regulation of neuron projection development. The coding region runs from base 116 to 2335 and encodes 739 amino acids. Gene Ontology annotation, molecular function: calcium ion binding. The transcript is spliced from 10 exons. Lineage: Eukaryota; Metazoa; Mollusca; Gastropoda; Patellidae. Gene Ontology annotation, cellular component: microtubule.
AACGUAUACACACACUGAUCCCAAACACUGUACACAACCUGGUGAGGCUUCAUUAAUGCAGAGAAGUCAGCAUUUCAUUAAAUUUUGUUCAAGCUGACAGGAAUAAUCAUUCAUCAUGGCCCUGCCAUUUCUUCCCGGGAAUAGUUUCAAAUCUACACUUGGAAAAACCAAACAUCACAAAUCUCACCAUUUUGACUAUUCUAACGAUGUUGCUAUGUUGGUUGGACAGUCAAAGCCAGGGAUUGGCGGGGAGCCUAUCAAAGGUCAGGUCAUCAAACCUAGAAUGAGUAGUUUCCCCCGUGGAGAAACACAACUGCCGAACUGGGUAGCUUUCGAUCAAAAGGUACUCUGCUUUGAUGCGUUUUUCCAUGAGGAAGUUAUUGAAAAGCGUGAAGAACAGUUUCGAGUACGUGAAUGUAAAAUCUAUUUUUAUUUAGAAGAUGAUUCUAUUCAAGUUAUCGAACCUAGAGCCAAGAAUAGUGGAAUACCUCAAGGAACUUUAAUCCGAAGACACAGAAUAAACAAACCCAACAGUGAUCAGUUUUAUACGGUGGAAGAUUUUAACAUUGAUAAUGAAAUCAAUCUUUAUUCUAAAAUAUUUAAAAUCACAAAUUGUGAUAAUUUCACGUAUAACUUUCUGCGGAAACUUGGUAUUAAGAUCUCGCAACCUGCAGACAUACCUGUCGAUCCUUAUGGUGAAUAUAGAAAAGGUAUGGAUGGUAGUAUGCAGCCAUUAAGACCCUAUGAGAAACACGAUACUUUAAAACAGUUCUUGGAUCACGACCGCCAUGUUUUACGAUUCUACUGUUAUUGGGAUGACUCUGAUAGUAUGUUUGGUGAUCCAAGGGAGAUGAUUCUACAUUACUUCUUAGCAGACGACACAAUGGAAAUGCGGGAAGUUAUCCCACCAAAUUCUGGCCGUGAUAAUGUUGCCGUUUUCUUGAGAAGAGGAAAAAUGCCAAAAGAUGUUGAAUCCGUCCAACAGCCAGGUGUUAAAACCGAUAGGACAGUUCUCAAUGUUUUCGGUCCGAUGGGCCACGGAGGUCGAUAUAUCCUUGAUAGUUUAAAGACUGGAGCCAUUCAUACCGAGUUUUAUAAAGAUUCUGAUUUAACUAUUGGUACAGUGAUCAAUGUCUUGGGAAGGAAAUUUAUCAUCUGUGAUUGUGAUGAAUUUACUAAAGAAUAUUAUAAAUCCAAAUUUGGAAUUGAACAAUUUACACCAAUCACCUACAAACAGAAUGCAGGCUAUAAAUUAGAUCGUCAAUAUCCCCCCUACAACGGUUUCGGUAGCGAAGAAGAUUCUCUGUGUUCCUGUAUGGGAUUAUUACCAAAACCACCGAAGCGUGACUUCAUCAAAUUUAUGGAGAAAGAUCGUCAUGGUCUAGAGAGCAACGUUUUACGAUUCCUCGCCAAACUGAACACCACGAAACCAAUCGAUAUGGAACGACGAUUCAUCAUUUCUUAUUUCUUGUGUGAUGACACAAUCUUAGUUUUUGAACCCCCUGUUAGAAACUCAGGUAUAAUUGGAGGUAAAUUUUUGGAACGAGGUCGAAUAAAGAAACCAGGUCAACCCUUAUACAGCACAAAAUUGUCUGAUUAUUUUAGUGCACAAGACUUGUACGUCGGUAGUAGCGUUGAUUUCUCAGGACAUAAGUUUAUUUUGAUUGAUGCUGAUGAGUAUGCCUUCCGGUAUAUGGAGGAACACUCUGCGGAGUUCCCAUUAGCAAAUAUCAACAACAUUGUGCAGAAAAUCAAAAAUAAGAUCGGAAACAGCAUGGAAGAUGUCCGAGCUUUCUUUGCCAGAAAUGAUCCUCAUGGAGCCGGGGCGAUAAAUUACGAACAAUUCCACAGUCUCAUGCUACAAAUUGAUGGAAAUCUCACAGAACAAGAGAUAAUGACUAUCGCUCGUUACUAUAGUGACAGAAGUGGAGACAACUCUAUUGAUGCUGCUAAACUUAUGGUAGUCGCUCAAGAGCAGUUACGAAAGAGAAAUUAUGAAGAUUUUGCAAAAUUGUUAGAUGCUCUACAGUAUGAAGACAAAGACAAGAGUGGUCAAGUAAAUGCUGAGGUUAUACGUUCCGUUUUCCACGCUCAUCACGUUCCUCUACCAGAUGAUAUGCUUAGAGCAGUUUUAACGAUAGCACCUGGUGAUGGUAGCGGCAACAUUGUAUAUUCACAAUUUAUAAAAUUAAUCAACUGGAAAGAUAACCCAGCAGCUCCCAUACAAUACACGGCCACACAAGAUGAAGGAUGGUCGGGAACGCAGCCGAAAAACCAGAUUAAUUCUGUUAAUUACAUGGCUAUCUUAAAAGAUAUAUUUGGAAAUAUUGACUAAACUCAAAUAAAUUAUUUUAUAAUCAGCAUUAUGUGAUUUUUUUUUUAAAUCGAAAUCAUCAUUUCUGGGUUGUGUUCCUAGAAAAUAUUUUAAAAUAGUCCAAACCAUCUGAAUUUCAGUUGAAGUAGUUUGAAAUCUGAUUUGAUUGAAUACAGAAAUAAAAUAAAAUGUCUCUUUUUGUUAACUUAUUAUGAUUAUUAUUGCACAUGUCUAUAGUGAACAACUGCAAUAUAAUGUGCUCAUGUGCACUUUACAAAGAUAUAAACAAGACAAUAUUACAUUUACAUAAUAAAAUGAGAUGACAAAGAGCAUAAUUACAUGUAAAUAGAAAUUAAAAUAGCUCUAUAAUCUACCUAUUAAAAGGAUCACUGAAUUAAAGCCUUUUUAAAUCAAUAUGUCUGUAGUUUAGUUUUAAAAGUUUUGAAGGGAACAAACUGGUUUUAGCUUAGGAUUAAUGUCUUAUGUUGGAAUGUUUGACUAAAGGGAACAUGUUAUUUAAAAUAGAAUUUUCAAUCAAUAUUUACUCAUAGAAUCAACUAUACAAUGAAUUUUAGCAUUUGUCACAAAAUAUUUGAUUAAUUAUACAAGAUAAUUUAUGCGUAAUACUCAUAACUUGUACAUGUACAAACAUCUUUUAAAACAUAAUUUGUUUGUGGAGACGAAAUACUUCUCAGUUAAUUUUGCACAAGACAUUUUAUGUGAGUUAUAAUCUGGAGUCUUGUUCAUGAAAACUUAAAUGUUAAGUACAUGUAUUAAGCCUUUUGAUUGGCUUAAAACUAAAAUCUGUUCAUGAUUUUAAUUCUUAACCAAUGAAAAGACUACAUCCUUAAAACAUUUUAGUUUUAAGUUUUUAUGAAUAAGGGAAGGCCAUUAAUUUUAGAGAGGAACAGUGUUCAGUUUGGAAUAUUUUAGUGAUUUUAAGGAAUUCAACCCAGAAAUGUCCACGUCAUCAACCUGUUUUUAUCUAUAUUAUAUUCAGUGUAAAUAUGUACUCAUUUAUUUGUGGAUAUUAUUAAUCAGCGGUUUUAUAUAUUUUAAAUCACAAUGUAUUUUAAAAAUCCAUCAGAAAACUUGUAUUUAUUUGAUAUAAAAGAAAGUUCACUGUUCAUACUAUUAUCACAUCACCUGUAUGAUGAGAACUUUUCCCUAAUGUGGUAGUUAGAAUAUAUGAUGUUGUUAAAUAGCAUUACACAUAUCCAUAGAAACAAGAUUUUUGCCAGGGAGAUAUGAAAAGAUCUAUUUGGUAAUGUGGUAAUUAGAAUACAGGUUAUUUUUAAAUAGCAUUUGCACAUAUCAAAGAAACAAGAGAUAUAUGAAAAUAUUGUGACCAGGGAGAUAUCAAAAGCUGUUACCAUGGUUUCAUCAUAAUUUAAGAUAUUAUAAUUUGUAUAUACAUGUAGUAUUAAUUUAACAGCAUUACUGUGAUUAUAAAGACCAGAUAAAUUAAUAAAAUUAUUUAUUGAA